Messenger RNA from Caenorhabditis angaria, 624 nucleotides. The record is from the annotation of a GenBank genome assembly. NCBI's taxonomy places the organism in Eukaryota, Metazoa, Nematoda, Chromadorea, Rhabditida, Rhabditidae.
AUGAUGGCAACGAAUAGACUUCUAGUUAUAGUUUAUUCACAAACUUCAUGUUUCACCAAGAAAAAGUUAUCAGUCGCUUGUUUUCUUACCAUAAUCUUUGCCGCUGUCAAGAGUUAUCUAGUUCAAUAUAUAUUUCCAUGUUGUGCAUUUAUUGUAGAUCAAGGUGUCUAUUCUUACUCAUAUUAUACAAUAGAUGGUCGUGAUAAUUUAUCAGAUAUAAGUGAUAUUCCACUAAACGCUUUGACCUCAAUUUCAACAAUUAUUUUUUAUAGUUUGAUAUUUAAAAAUAUUCAUGAUACUCGUCGAAGUAUUCAAUCUUCAAUGACAUCUUUUCUUCAAAAGAAACGACGAAAUCAAGAAAUCAAAUACGCUUUUCAAUUCUGUUUUAUUUCAUUUUUUUAUACUUUUGGAUGGAUACUUUUUCGAUUGUUUCAUAUUCUUUUCAAAAAUCAGAAUCUUGGUUGGUUUAUUCUAAUUGGACUUUUCAAUGUUUGUAAUACAAGUGCAAAUGCGUUUGUCUAUUUGAUUUUCGAUCGAGAAGUUAAGCGGCAAUUCAAAACAUCGCAACAACAAAAAUCACCGACAGUUACUAUUCAGCCGAUUCAGAAUAUUCGACAAUUGUAA